CCUGCUUGAAUCCACCCCAAAGAUAUUUGAAGACAACAAGGAUCCAUGCUGCACAUUGCAUUGGGCGACUGCAAUGAUGCACAGGCCGCUGAAGGAGACAGCUUUGUAGGUAAUCAUCGCACCUCAUCUCAUUCAAUUGAACCGAUCUCUAUUUGCACCUACAACUACCAGAAGUGCUUCCAACAGAACUUUCCAUCUAUCUGCCAACUGCUCUUGUGGGCGACGGUUUCAUGAGCAUUUCUAGCCAGCCCCGAGCGAAGAGGGCCGAUCGCCGACGCCUGUGCUGAGCUGAAGCCAUCCGACAUCGAGACCAACACGAAGAUGCUGCAUGGGCAGUCUCGACUUGCCCCAAUCGAUUCCGUUCAUGAGCCAUCAAUUUUCUUUGCAUCUUGAGUGCUGGCAGUCAUGGACGCCUCGAGAGGGGGCUACCCGAGGGGCCGUGAGUUAAGCCGCGCAGAAAGGUUCGAGGAGGAGAAGCGGCGCAUCGUCGACAGUUGCUUCAACAAGACAGAUGUCGAUGGAUCAUUACUUGAAACAUACAUCACCCACAUCAAGAUCACCGAAUACAGCUCCCAUCCGUCUUCGCCGCCUCCUCCAGAAUCCAGAACACCGCAGUCCGAAAAGCCGCGAGUCAUCAUUGUUGCGGUCCGUAAGUCAGGGCGUGUUCGCAUGCACAAGUCCAAGGAGAAUGCGAAUGGCACAUUUUCCAUCGGAAAGACAUGGGAUCUGAAUGAUCUGACGGGUAUCGAAUCUUUCACUGGCACAACCGCCGACGCACAGAAAAGGCAAUGGGCUAGCGAUACAGGGUUCGUUAUCAACAUCGGGAAGCCUUACUACUGGCAAGCUCAGGCCGAUAAGGAGAAGAAAUUCUUCAUUGCCAGCCUGAUCAAGAUCUAUGGCAAAUACACUGGUGGUAGAACACCCGACUUGAUCGGUUUUGAUCCUCGUGAACUAGAUCAGGUUCUUGGCUCGCGAAAACCAGCUGGGCGCACUCCCCCGGCGUCCGAAUCGAUGCCGUCACGUCCAGAGCCACUGCCGGGCGCUCCAAGCAACGUUUCUCUCGCAUCCAACACCGCUGGUACACAGGCAUAUCAACUACCUUCAAGGCCACCUGCAUCUCCUGCUCGCAACCUUGUUCCACCGACCGGUGCCUCGGCUUCUCCAUCCCCCAGUGUUGAUUCGGGCCGUGUGAACAACCAGGCGGCACCACCACUUCGUCGGCUGGCCGCGAAUAAUAAAAGUCAAGACUCUGUUGCUGCGUCCUUCUCAACCGCGAGGAGUGAUGAUGCAAACAGCUUACCGCCCCGGUCGAGAGGAGGGAUGAACGGACCAGGCGCACUGGGCAGAUUUGGUGACACGGCAGCAGAGCCGCCUCCACCUCCGCCCCCACAAGCUCAGGCUCAAGCCCAGCCGCCGCAGCCCCAAUCGCAACCUCAACCAGCGGCAGCACUAGACUUGCCCGAUCGAAGACGCCCUCCCAUGGACCCCGGCAGACCUCAGGGUUCCGUUGAUAGGGAUCUGGUACCCGCCCCAUUGAUAAGUCCGGGAAUGAGACGGGAACCCCAAUCACGGGAACCCCAACCACCACCACGAAGUAUGGAGAGAAUGUCCCCUAGGAAAAACUCAGUUGGCGCCAGAUCAGUAGCCAGCUCACUGAGGGAAGAACUUUCGACAGCGCCGGAACCCCCUACACUCGCUCCUGCCCCUGCACCUGUAACUGUGCCUGCUCCCACGCCUCCUCCGCUGGUAACAAAUGGCGACACUCCUUUUGCCAGUGCCGUGUCGAGUCCACCGCCAGAAACAACAGAGUCUCCGGUCGAGGGCCCCAUCGAAUCACCUGUGGACAGCCGCCCGGGUCUUGGCCCCAUGAUCAAAGCCAAGAAAUCCAAGGGAGAACUUGCAGGCGCGUUAUGGAAAGCCGCGUCGGCCGCAGCGGUUUUCAAACCACGCCCAGGUGGCGCAGGUGAACGAUUACGGGAAUUGGUACGUAAAGACAGUGCGGAGGGCCCAGAUGGCAUCACGAGUGUCGUUCCGGCACCAUCUCGGCCGACACCGAAGCCUGAAACACCCAAACUUGUCGAGCCAGAGAAAUCCUCCGACAGGAACUCUGGCUUACCCGAAGUCAAGAUCACAGUUCCCAAUUCUAGCCGCCCAAGUAGUUUACAACUAUCGAAGGAGAAGAGGAAGAGCGGGGAAUCUGUCAAAAAAGCGGGCGACGUGAAGGACACUAAUACCUCUGGGAAUGAUGGCAAGUAUCUCACUACACUCGGCGUAGAUACUGGGUUAUUGGACACCCAGACGACUGAGUUCGCCAAGUGGCUUGACCAUUUCGGCUGGGUGCCUGGUGACAAGAUGCGAACCCGCAACUUUGAAGAGAUGAAAAUGGACAUUGACCGCGAGCUGAACAAGGCCCAGGCAGGGGGCUGGGUUGUACGAUUUCAAGAUGAAGAUGAGAGGGUAGACGCGAUCAAGCGGGGACUUGACCUCGCCGUCAAUGAAUGUGAGGAGCUUGAUAAUCUUCUCACAUUAUAUAGCGUCGAAUUAUCCACGCUUUCAGAUGAUAUCGCAUAUAUAGAAGCACAAGGUCAAGGUCUCCAGGUGCAAGCUGCAAACCAGAAACUUCUCAAAAAGGAGCUUGAGUCCUUGCUCGAUACUUGCGCUAUUCAGGGCGAGGAUCUUCAAGCCCUUGAGGUUGCUCCCCUAGAUUCCCUGUCUGGGCUUGAUGAAAUCGAAGGGACACUAGUCACCUUGUACAAGGCGAUGAUGAAAAUUGACCCUACCAUGGAUGAGGCCAUCAAUAGCGACGCUAUUUCCAGUGACCAACAGUCGGGUUUCAAUUCAGACUACGGUCAAAUGCGUAUAGUGCAGGAGAAAAAGGUCCUGUACACUGCUAGUAGUGCACAAUUCCUGAAGCGAUUCGGGGAAUUUAUGGAUCGGCAAUUUGAUCUUGCAGCGCGAGAAGUAAAACAGUCCUUGGAUGGAGCUCUUUCCAAGAAAGUCGACCACAAACACCACGAUGUUGGUCGAGAACUUCUCUGGCGUUACAGUCCACUCAUGGUCUAUGCCAGAGAUUUGGACCUUACUGGAUGGAAUACAUUUAUCCAAACAUAUCAAGGCAAAAACUUCCCUCUUUACAAAGAGGAAUUCAGGGAAGUCGUUGGCGCCUGGAGGCGAAAUGCCAGGAAACCUACGGGCGAAGAGGCCGAACUUUUAUUCACGGCGCAUGCAGAGAAGCAGCAAGAAAGCACCAUGGCGACGGCGCGAAAGCUUACCGUCAAACGAAGUCAAACUUUGGCAAGGAGUUUGCGCUCCCCGUUGGGCGAUGGCAGUAGGACAAACCCCGAUAAAACAUCAGAUGGUCGCAGUCUCCCAUACGAGGUACUUGCAGGUAUUGUAGACGACUUGCUUCCUCUUGUGGAGAUCGAGCAAAAUUUUAUCAUCGACUUCUUCCAUGCCACUACCUUGGAGAAUAUCGAUUUCCCCGAAGCAGUGGCGGCUACAAGGCCACAAGACCGACGCAGUGGCGAUCUGAGACGGCAUAGGCUGAUGGAACCCGACCGAGAGCUGGCUAGGCGAGUCACUCGAGCCAUGGAAGUCAUAUUCUCUUUCCUGGAACAGGAUCUCCAGAGCUCGGUGGAUUGGGUUUUGUUCCAAGACCCCUUACAAGGAGUUGGUGUGCUCGCGAUUCUCGAGCGGAAACACUCAGAAAUGUCCCAAUCUAACCAAGACUUCUUGAACAACGUCCUGCAGAAAUUACACAGCAAUCUUGAAGCUCGCUUCUCCAAGUUUGUCGAGGAGCAGAUCCGCGCCAUAGAAGAUACCAAAGUCAAGAUAAAGAAGCGCAAGGGCAUUAUUUCAUUCUUCCGCGUAUUCCCGCAGUUCAGCUCGGCCAUCGAGAAUAUGAUGUCUACUGCAGGUGCAUCAGCCAAUUCGACGGCACGUCGCGCUGUCGACCGUGAAUACGAUCGCAUCAUCAAAUCCAUGUUCGACUCACUUAAGGUGAUUGCGCGAGAGAAUCCUGCGACGCUCACUUCGAGCAGCGCGGAUCCCGAAGACAAAGAGGCACUGAACUAUCACAUCUUAUUAAUCGAGAACAUGAAUCACUUUGUCGAAGAGGUUGACACUCACAGCAUCGAGAUCCUCGAGGACUGGAAGGAAGCAGCAAGCAGUGAACUGGCGGAGCACAUGAGCCUGUACCUCAAUGCCGUCAUGCGCCGUCCACUGGGCAAGCUUCUCGAGUACCUCGAAAAUAUUGAAGCGCAGCUCACAUCCGGAAAGUCGGCGCCCACAAUUGCCGCUCAGCCGUCGAAUUCCAAGGGCACAUUCAACAAGGUGUUGUCUGGAUACGACGGACGUGAAGUCAAGAAGGGCGUUGAGGCACUGAAGAAGAGGGUCGAGAAGCACUUCGGCGAUGACGACGAACCGAACAAGAGCAGAGUGCUGGUGAAUCGCGCGUUGAAGGAGUGCGAGAGGUUCUACGGCGAUAUCGAAAUCAGGAUCAGUACGGUGACUGCGAGCGUGUACGGUGGCGACGUACUGUUUGAGUGGCCUAGAGCGGAGGUUAAGAGCGCUUUUGCGGGUCGGUAGUGCGUGAGCGAGGACUCGCUGGGGGUUUCUCUCAGGGGAAGGCGGCAUGACGGUGUAUAAACGUUGUAUACUGGAUAGGAAUGAAUGGCAUGAUUGAGGCUUCAAGAGUCAUUUGGUUCUCUUGCGGAGCGCUAGUGUAAGAUGUAUUGACCACUUGCUCAUAUUCUACUUAUGUGGCUGCCAUUUAUCGAGUGUGUUAUCCUGUCGGCAGAAUGCGCAGCGGGCAGUUACCGCGCAACGCGAUGAGUACAACACCACUGCAGGUUACCUUCCUUAUAGUUUCUUUGGAAGCUGAACAAGGUGUUGUGGGUUAUUUUAGGGCAUGCCCACUUCCAUGGCAUAGGUAGUCUUACAACUCUCAC
This is a messenger RNA of Pseudomassariella vexata, 4949 nucleotides long. RefSeq names its product exocyst complex component Sec3-domain-containing protein. Gene Ontology annotation, biological process: exocytosis; Golgi to plasma membrane transport. The record is from RefSeq and is a predicted model, not a curated record. The transcript is spliced from 4 exons. The coding region runs from base 406 to 4587 and encodes 1393 amino acids. Gene Ontology annotation, molecular function: phosphatidylinositol-4,5-bisphosphate binding. Gene Ontology annotation, cellular component: exocyst; plasma membrane. NCBI's taxonomy places the organism in Eukaryota, Fungi, Ascomycota, Sordariomycetes, Amphisphaeriales, Pseudomassariaceae.